Messenger RNA from Argentina anserina (silverweed cinquefoil), 2504 nucleotides. Its product is annotated as auxin transporter-like protein 2. Lineage: Eukaryota; Viridiplantae; Streptophyta; Magnoliopsida; Rosales; Rosaceae. Gene Ontology annotation, molecular function: amino acid transmembrane transporter activity. The transcript is spliced from 9 exons. The record is from RefSeq and is a predicted model, not a curated record. Bases 640 to 2091 code for a protein of 483 amino acids. Gene Ontology annotation, cellular component: plasma membrane. Gene Ontology annotation, biological process: amino acid transmembrane transport.
CACAAACGACGUCCCACUCGCCUUGAUCUCCAAACUCUCUGUCACCCAAGAAUCGGAUCCUUUUUUGGGAAUACAGAGGGAGUUGGGGACGACGAACCAGGCUUCGUCUCUUUCACCCUUAUUUUCUUCGUUGUUCACUCCCAUCUCUCCAAGAGAAGGAUCCCCAAGAGAAAGCACAAGCUACCUAGCUAGCUAUAGCAAUUUGUUGCUUUGCUUUGCUUAAUUUAUAUAUACGUAUCGCCAUUUUUACUAGAAUAAGAUUGAAAAGGGUCUUUUCUUCUUCCUCUGCCACCACCCACCUUUGAAGAGAAGCACCACUCAGAGAUUUUCCUUUCCCUCCUUUUUCCUGUUUUUAUGGGCCUCUCGCCGCCCUCUGGUUCGGCUCUCUGACCAUAUUGGUGGCACAUUUAAGUUCCUGCCAGAGCUUCAUUUCUUGCAGAAGUGCUUUUGAAAUUAGUAAGCACUUUUCCAACGCUGCAUUUAAGAACACUCUCACUGCUUAUUCUUGGAACCGGAAUUCUCAAACCCAGCAACAAGGUCUUUCUUCUUCCUUAGCAAUCUGAAACCAAGUGCCAAAGUCAAGCUUAACUAGAAAGUGACAUUUCAAGAGAGAUCUAGCAGGAUUUCGACGUUACCACAAUGUUGCCACAGAAGCAAGCAGAGGAGGCAAUAGUCUCCAACUUUAGCGAAGAUCAUGAAGGAAAGGAAUUAGGAGGAGCAGAGGAGAAUAAAGAAGAAGAAAACGCAUCAUUGUUUAGCGUCAAGAACUUUCUCUGGCAUGGUGGCUCCGUUUGGGACGCCUGGUUCAGCUGUGCUUCCAAUCAAGUGGCGCAAGUACUAUUGACACUUCCAUACUCAUUUUCUCAGCUGGGGCUAUUAUCAGGCAUCUUGCUUCAGCUGUUUUAUGGAUUCGUCGGAAGCUGGACGGCUUAUCUGAUCAGUGUGCUCUAUGUUGAGUACCGGAGCAGGAAGGAGAAGGAGAAUGUUAAUUUCAAGAACCAUGUUAUCCAGUGGUUUGAAGUGCUUGAUGGGUUACUUGGUCCUUACUGGAAAGCAGUGGGGCUUGGCUUCAACUGUACCUUCCUUCUAUUUGGAUCUGUCAUUCAGCUCAUUGCUUGUGCAAGCAACAUAUACUACAUCAAUGACAAUUUGGACAAGAGGACUUGGACAUAUAUCUUUGGAGCUUGCUGUGCCACCACAGUGUUCAUACCUUCUUUUCAUAACUAUCGGAUUUGGUCUUUCCUUGGACUUGGAAUGACCACUUACACAGCCUGGUACUUAACCAUAGCAGCUGCUGUUCAUGGACAGGUUGAAGGUGUGACACACUCGGCUCCCCAAAAGAUGGUGCUGUAUUUCACCGGCGCCACCAACAUACUAUACACCUUUGGUGGCCAUGCUGUUACAGUGGAGAUCAUGCAUGCCAUGUGGAAGCCACAAAAAUUCAAGUACAUUUACUUGUAUGCCACAUUAUACGUUUUCACAUUGACAAUUCCUUCGGCUUCCAUGGUUUACUGGGCCUUUGGUGAUGAGCUUCUUAACCACUCCAAUGCAUUCUCUCUCCUCCCCAAGAAUGCGUGGCGUGACGCUGCUGUCAUCCUUAUGCUCAUUCACCAGUUUAUUACUUUUGGGUUUGCUUGCACACCGCUGUACUUUGUGUGGGAGAAGGUGAUUGGUAUGCAUGACACAAAGAGCAUUUGCUUGAGGGCACUGGCUAGGCUUCCAGUUGUGAUCCCAAUUUGGUUCUUGGCUAUAAUCUUUCCGUUCUUCGGACCCAUCAACUCUGCAGUUGGGGCUCUCUUGGUUAGCUUCACAGUCUACAUCAUCCCAUCUCUGGCUCAUAUACUCACAUACAGAAAAGCCUCUGCCAGACAGAAUGCUGCAGAGAAGCCACCAUUCUUUCUAAGAAGCUGGACAGCCAUGUUUGUGAUCAACUCCUUCAUAGUUGUGUGGGUUCUGGUACUCGGGUUCGGGUUCGGUGGAUGGGCCAGUAUGACCAACUUUGUGAGGCAAGUGGACACAUUUGGGCUGUUCGCAAAGUGCUAUCAAUGCAAGCCACCAAAGCCAGUAGUAGCACCAGCCCCACAUCAGUGAGAGCUCCAUCAACCCAAAAAAGCUUAUUCUCGGCUAUCAAAUCCUCUCUAGCAGAUCUGGUUCAUCUUCAUAUUUUGUACCAUACAUGGGGAAAUAGUAAUAUUGCCCCCCCCCCCCCCUCGCCCUCUACAUGUGAUGUGUGUUGGAUUUUUCUUCUUUUAUUUUCAUUUUUUUUCUAAAUUAGUUUAUGAAUAGUGUGUUGAGUUGUGAUGCUGAUUCCUUCUCCUAUCAAAGCAUAGGUUAAUUAAUUAAAAUGAAAUAUAUAAGUUUUUAGGUAUCAAUCCAGCUUUUGUGGUGGGAUAUUAUUAUAGGAAGAUCUUGUGUUGGGCUUGGUAUGGCACCCCUCAGUGCCAUUAUUACAAGGCAUGUUUCCAAAGUGGCUUAUAAAAUGGCAAGGUAUGGGUGUUGUAACG